UUGGUUUCAAGUUUGGUUUUAACAGAUCAAAUCAUUGCAAAGAUAAAGCCUGCCAUCUACACCAUCAGUUUUGACUGCACUGCGGGCAACAUCACCGAAGCCACGGUCGCAGACGCCUCGUUCCCCUUCGGCUACACCGCGGCCCAGUUUGACGCCUGUCUGGCCGUGAGGGUCCUCAGAGAUAACCUGGCGGCGGUCACGGAGAAAGUGGAUGACAACGAUUACCAGAGAAUCAUUCUGAGCAAGCUGAAGCAGGUGUAUCCCGCCGGUCUGUCCGACAGCGUGCUGCAGCUGCUCGCCUCUGUUUCACGACAGGCCACGGUGGAGGAGAUCAGGACCUGGAACAUCACCACCAUCGACACGCUGACAGCACUGAUGGACCAAAACAAUGGAGAAUGGGUCAAAGACAAGAGUAAGGAGGUGAUCCUCAGGUAUCUGAGUAUGGCCGGUCACACUUUAGGCACUAAUGAGCUGAACGUCAUCGGCUCCAACAUCUGCGCACUGAACAUCUCAACACUUCAGAGCAUUACAGCAAGAGACCUGAGCAAUGCAGAAGUUCUGGAUCUGUCCUCGUGUUCAUAUGAACAGAAAUCAGUUCUGUACAGCACUGCCAACUCCUCGUUCAGAGCUCAACGCAGCAACGGCCCUAUUUACUUCCAUCUCAUCAGCCCAUACCUCGGUGGUGCUCCGGUUGAGGACGUGAGGGCUUUGGCCUCUUCUAACAUCACUAUGGACAUCAGCACCUUCAGAAGCCUCAGCAUACCUGUUGUGACGGGUCUGAGCGUGUCUGAUGUGCGCGCUCUCAUGGGUUCAGCCGUGGCCGAUCUGAAGGUGUUUGAGAAGGACUCUGUGGUUCAGGCCUGGAUCGCCUCACAGCCGCAGUCUCAGUUAGACACACUGAACGUGGGUCUGCAAGGAGGCCGAGCCGAUCCCAGCACAUCCACACCUGUCACCGCCCAAAACAACAGCACCGCUAACGGCACCGGCACUGUCACCGGCACCGGCAAGCAGUCAACGGCUCCCGGCCAAUCAGCUGCAGCAACAGUCACUGUACAAGGAUCUGCAACAGCUCUUCAUCUCGGUCCAGGCCUGUGGCUCGUCGCGUCCUGCGUGUGGCUUCUGACCUUCACAUGAUACGAUACCUGAGCCACCAUGAUCAAAAAUCAUCAUCAGAAAUCAGUCAGAUUGACACAAGUGCUCCAUUAGAUCAAUAUCACUAAUCAAUAAUGAAAUAUUAGAAAUGAAUGAGAGCAAUAUUAGAUUAAU
Sinocyclocheilus rhinocerous is the source of this 1266-nucleotide messenger RNA. RefSeq names its product mesothelin-like. Lineage: Eukaryota; Metazoa; Chordata; Actinopteri; Cypriniformes; Cyprinidae. The record is from RefSeq and is a predicted model, not a curated record. Gene Ontology annotation, biological process: cell-matrix adhesion. The transcript is spliced from 8 exons. The coding region runs from base 376 to 1134 and encodes 252 amino acids. Gene Ontology annotation, cellular component: cell surface.